AUGGCAGAGAGUUCGCACACAAGUGGAAUUGACAAGCAGCUUUCCGGCGCCAAAGACGAACCCGGCCGAAAAUCGACGCCAGAAACGCAGGGCGGAGAAGAGGCAACAAAAGCACAAUCUAAUGGACGUUUGGAGAGCGGGUUUAAAGGUCAGGAAAGUUCUUAUUUUGUUCCCGACAAAAAAAAUACUGUCGAUAAUUCUGAGAUGAAUACGGCAGGAAAAGGAGAAAUCUUUGCGGAGAAAAAAGCAAGUGAAACGGCAACUGACCGAGAAGAAAGCACCUCACAGGACAGCAAGAAAAUCGCAACGACGGAAGAAACAGCUAAAGAAAGUACGAACAAAGAAAGCCAAGGUGAACAGGAGACACAAAGAACUCAAGAGUUAAAGAGCAAUGAAAAACAAACCCUCAAACCUGAUCAAGCCAACAGCAGCAAGAAGGGAAGAUUAAGUUUUCGCCGCUCUAAGAAAGGCAAAAUUUCCAAACGCAAAGCCUCACUCGAUGAAGAAAAACGUGUUGAAAUUUUGAAAUGUGAAACUAUCGCAGAGGAUCCGAAGAUCUUCGAGGAGAAGACGGAUGAGAUUUGUGACAAACGAGCGGAUAAAGCUGACGAAGCGAAAUUCGAGACUGUUAAAGGUUCGGUGGAGAUGGAAAACAGAGAACCGUUUACUUCUCCCGAGGGAGUCCAAAACGAAAAGUCCACAGCGACGAACAACAAAGGAAUGAAUAUAAAGCAAUUUGCAAGUUUCCGUCAAACCACAAAAGGCAAAUACAAUGUCAGCCAGACCUUUAACACUGACGCAUGCGAAGGCCAUGGGAAGCGAUCUGAAAAAUUCGAGAGCCCUGAAGAUCGUCAGGAUAUGGACGUGGAGGAGACUUCGCUCAAACUACCUGUUGCAGCUAACAAAGGUGAAUCGAAGGAGAAAGAUGAUGAGAGAGAAGAAAAAGCGGACCUUAGGAAGAAAGAGACCAGUAAGCAGAAGAAAAAAGUGACGGUUCUAAGCUUCAAGCGCAACAAACAAAGUCUUAAAAAACCAAAAGGAAAAUCAAGUAAAAAAGACGAAGAAAAAAGUGAAAUUAACGCGAGCGCUAAAAUUGGUGUGGGCAAAGAAACUAAUGACGUCAACGUUAUGGAUGGCGGUGCACUACGCAAGCAAGCCGACUUUGAAGAGAAAAUUUCAAACAACCGAGAAGAACGCAAAUCGAUUGUAGCGGAGGAAGAAGAUGCACCAGCAGAGGAGAAAUCGGGCUCUGUUGUAGAGAAACAGGGUAAUUCUCUCGAAAACGAAGAGAGCAACGCAGAAAAGGAAGACGGCUCCGCAAAGGCGCAUGAAGUGACAACGGAACUUUCACUGAAGAAAAAGAAGAAAGAGAAUAUUUUGCGUCGUUCAUUGAGGAAGAUUACGAAUCCAAGUUCUGUUCCACAUGGGAAGAAAAAAUCGAAAGGGGAUGAAAAAACUGUCAACGCAGAUAAGGGAGCUAGAAAGAGGAAUGAGGAGGAAGACAAGAGUGAAUGUUCUGGAUUGGAGGAAAGUGUUGAAGAACAAAGUGUCGCCCAAAAAGAUACUGAAGAAAAAUCGACCGAAUGCGAAGAAAAUUCUAAAGCAGUAAAGAGAAAGAAAGAGUUAACAGACAGCAAUCGAGAGUUGAAAAGGCAGAGGGAAGAUCAUGAAAUUGAGAUCCAAGACAAAGAUGCGCUCGGAGAAACAGCUGAUGUUGUUGUGGUUGUUGAAGUAAAGCAAGACGCAAAAACAUCUGAAGUAAAAUCAAACGUGGCAGACGAUUUAGAGAAUGGGACAACAAAAGAGCGCAAUCAAGAGAAAGAAAAUAGCGCUGAUGAGUUGAACUGUGAAGGAAACAAAGAGUUGUCGCCACAAAGGAACAAAAUCGAUGAACAGGAGGAAGUCAAAGCCGACGUUGAAAUUUCUCAAGAGAUUGUUGCGCGCAAAGCUAAACAAAUUGAAACAUCUGCUGAAGCUCUAGGAGGGCGUGUAGUCGAAGUACGAGUUGCUAUUGACGAACAGGCGAAGAAAAAUAAAGAAGAAGAAACUAAGGCUGAAGAAACCAAAGGCAGCAGUGACGAGGGAAAUACCUUCACCGAAAUCCAAAGGCAGACAAGUGAAACUAAAUCUGAAAGUCGCCACCGCCAUCUUGACGGAUACGACUCGGAUCUUACAGUGGUCACUGCUUUGGCUUAUCCGUUUACCGAAGACGAUGAAUUGUCGGAAAGCGACACAUCGGGAACCGAUGCAAAUACCGAAGAUGACGAAAUACAAGCCAUUGCCGAGGUACAUGUAAUACCUCCGGAAAUUGAGACAUCUGGAGUAGAAGGGCUAGUGGAAACUACUACCGAUCCCGAUACCGAAGACGAAGAAGUACGGGUUAUUAACGAAGGAGUAUCUUCGGAUACGGGGGUACUACGAGACGGAAACGAAGGCAAUGCGAAACUAGUUCCUGGGGGUGAACACGAAGUGGACACCCCUACCCAAAGCAAUGAAUUGGAAAAUACAUUGACGGCAGAGGAAGAGCCCGCUCUACGUGAAGAACAAAAUUCACGGAAUGGAAGUACUGCGCAGAGUUUACAAAGUUCAUUUCAGAAUCCUGCAGAAGAAUGGAUCAUGGUACAUCGGCUCGACGUGACUGAAGAGAUUGCACUUCGUCUUAUGACCGUACUCCCCCGGAUCUGUAAGCUGAGGAGGAACGUAGCAUGCUGUACGGUCAUGUGA
Molecule: messenger RNA, 2724 nt
Organism: Pocillopora meandrina
Lineage: Eukaryota; Metazoa; Cnidaria; Anthozoa; Scleractinia; Pocilloporidae
Source: the annotation of a GenBank genome assembly